This is a messenger RNA of Zeugodacus cucurbitae (melon fly), 1512 nucleotides long. It is a transcript of the gene Rpt1, whose product is annotated as 26S proteasome regulatory subunit 7. Lineage: Eukaryota; Metazoa; Arthropoda; Insecta; Diptera; Tephritidae. Gene Ontology annotation, cellular component: proteasome regulatory particle, base subcomplex. Gene Ontology annotation, biological process: proteasome-mediated ubiquitin-dependent protein catabolic process. The record is from RefSeq and is a predicted model, not a curated record. Gene Ontology annotation, molecular function: proteasome-activating activity; ATP hydrolysis activity; ATP binding. The coding region runs from base 116 to 1417 and encodes 433 amino acids. The transcript has a single exon.
UUGUCAUUGUGCCAAUGAAAUGUGUUGACAGCCGACAUUUUCAAUUUGUAUAGUCAUUGCUACGAAAAGAAGUUAAAUAGAUUUUCUUCAGUUAAUUGAAAAAAAGGUUUCGAAAAUGCCUGAUUAUUUGGGAGAUGAUCAACGCAAAGUUAAAUCGGAGGAGUUAGAGGAGAAAGAAAUAAAGUCGUUGGAUGAAGGCGAUAUAGAGCUACUUAAAACCUAUGGUCAGAGUCAGUACCAUAAGGCCAUUAAAACGAUUGAGGAAGACAUCCAAAAAGCUGUAAAACAGGUUAACGAACUUACUGGGAUUAAAGAGAGUGAUACUGGAUUGGCACCACCAGCUCUUUGGGAUUUAGCAGCGGAUAAGCAGAUACUUCAAAAUGAACAACCUUUGCAAGUUGCUCGCUGCACCAAAAUAAUUAAUGCUGAUUCGGAUGACCCGAAGUAUAUCAUAAAUGUGAAACAGUUUGCAAAAUUUGUCGUAGAUUUGGCCGAUUCUGUGGCACCGACAGAUAUUGAGGAAGGAAUGAGAGUUGGAGUUGAUCGUAACAAGUAUCAGAUUCAUAUCCCACUACCACCUAAGAUUGAUCCCACUGUCACAAUGAUGCAGGUAGAAGAUAAGCCCGAUGUGACGUAUAGCGAUGUAGGAGGUUGCAAGGAACAGAUUGAAAAAUUGCGCGAGGUAGUUGAGACUCCACUUUUACAUCCUGAAAAGUUUGUAAACCUGGGUAUUGAGCCGCCUAAAGGAGUAUUGUUAUUUGGACCACCUGGAACUGGUAAAACUUUAUGUGCUCGUGCCGUAGCCAAUCGUACUGAUGCUUGUUUCAUUCGUGUAAUCGGUUCGGAGCUGGUACAGAAAUAUGUGGGUGAAGGCGCUCGAAUGGUGCGAGAGCUUUUCGAAAUGGCGAGAUCUAAAAAAGCCUGCCUUAUUUUCUUUGAUGAAAUUGAUGCAAUCGGUGGUGCUCGUUUUGAUGAUGGAGCGGGUGGUGACAAUGAAGUACAACGAACUAUGCUCGAGUUGAUUAAUCAGUUGGACGGCUUUGAUCCCCGUGGUAAUAUUAAAGUUCUUAUGGCUACUAACAGGCCAGAUACUCUUGAUCCAGCUUUAAUGCGUCCGGGACGUUUAGAUCGUAAAGUGGAAUUUGGCCUACCAGAUUUGGAGGGGCGCACUCAUAUAUUUAAGAUUCACGCCCGAUCAAUGUCUGUUGAAAGGGAUAUCCGUUUCGAAUUACUUGCUCGACUUUGUCCGAAUUCUACAGGUGCUGAAAUCCGUUCAGUAUGUACUGAAGCUGGCAUGUUCGCCAUACGUGCUCGUCGUAAAGUUGCAACAGAAAAAGAUUUUCUAGAAGCAGUCAAUAAGGUCAUAAAGAGCUACGCUAAAUUUAGCGCUACCCCACGUUAUAUGACUUAUAAUUAAACAUAACUCUUGAUAUAGUAUAGAUUCAAUGAGAUGUUUUUCAUUGUAAUAAAAUUUUCAAAUAAAAUUAAACAAUAAUGUUAAAAGGUAAAAAA